UUAAAGACCGGCAAAGAAUCUUGGCCGCCAAUAAGAAUAACGUCUAUAACCGAAGGCGCCGAGAUGUCGGGCGUCUGGCGCUUUGAUCCGGAUUUUUGCGCAACCACCGGAUCGGUCCAGAGUUAGCGGACGAUAUGUGAGCGAAAAGUUGCGAGUUUUCGGAUAAUCUCAAUAACAGAAAAUGACUAAUACGUUUUAUAACAAAAAACUGACGGCCAGUUGGUUCGUCGUCAUGCUAGCCAAUUUCAUUUUCGGCGUGUCCGGAGUGAUAAUAUGCAGUCUGAAACUGAAGCACAUCGAGAAUGAGCAGUUCCAAAUGGGCUUCUUCAAAUUGUCGAUGGGAUUCGCCGCUUGCAACCUUAUACUGAGCGUUCUGCUUCUCGUGUCCGUCCUUAAGAGGGAUCAGAAAUACGCGUUCCUCUACGCGUUGCUGAUCUUCCUGAGCUUGUUCGCCGCGACGAUACACAUCGAGAGCAACACGAGCAAAGAUUUGACUUUUCUGAUCAUAUUCAUCGUUUUCGCCUCUUCCUGCUUCUUGUGGUUCUGCGUUUACGGAUCGUACCAGAUAUGGUUGAAGGAUUGCGAAGAACAGCGUGAAGACGUCAUCGUUUAGUAAACUUAGCACAUCCAUACUUAAUCGUUGUGCCUAU
Cylas formicarius (sweet potato weevil) is the source of this 650-nucleotide messenger RNA. RefSeq lists its product as uncharacterized. Lineage: Eukaryota; Metazoa; Arthropoda; Insecta; Coleoptera; Brentidae. Bases 182 to 613 code for a protein of 143 amino acids. The transcript is spliced from 4 exons. The record is from RefSeq and is a predicted model, not a curated record.